This is a messenger RNA of Catharus ustulatus (Swainson's thrush), 5767 nucleotides long. It is a transcript of the gene LRCH3, whose product is annotated as leucine rich repeats and calponin homology domain containing 3. NCBI's taxonomy places the organism in Eukaryota, Metazoa, Chordata, Aves, Passeriformes, Turdidae. Bases 9 to 2456 code for a protein of 815 amino acids. The transcript is spliced from 23 exons. The record is from RefSeq and is a predicted model, not a curated record. Gene Ontology annotation, molecular function: protein binding.
GCGGGGAAAUGGCGGCGCCGGAGGGCGGCUCUGCCGCGAUGCCCGCGGCUUGUCCCGCUCCGCCCGGUCCCUCGGCUCCCGGCUCCUGGAGCCGCUCCUUGGACCGAGCCCUAGAAGAAGCGGCGGUCAGCGGGACCCUGAGUUUGAGCGGCAGGAAGCUCCGGGACUAUCCGCGGGCCAGCGCCGCCAACCACGAUCUCAGCGACACCACCCAGGCUGACUUGUCACGGAACAGACUGUCGGAGCUCCCAGCAGAAGCGUGUCACUUUGUGUCCCUCGAGACUCUGAACCUGUACCAGAACUGCAUUCGAUAUAUCCCAGAGGCUGUUGUGAACCUACAGUCUUUAACAUUUCUAAAUAUCAGUCGAAACCAACUUUCAACAUUGCCAGUACACCUCUGUAGUCUACCACUAAAAGUUUUGAUAGCAAGUAAUAAUAAGCUGGUUUCAAUACCUGAAGAAAUUGGACGGCUCAAGCAGCUGACAGAGCUUGAUGUGAGCUGUAAUGAAAUACAGACAAUACCUCCACAGAUUGGCAGUUUGGAAUCCUUGCGAGACUUAAAUGUCAGAAGAAAUAACUUGGUGCGUUUACCUGAAGAGCUUGCUGAGUUACCUUUGAUUCGACUAGAUUUCUCCUGCAAUAAAAUAACAACAAUACCAGUUUGUUAUAGGAACCUCAGACAUCUUCAGACCAUCAUGUUAGAAAACAACCCUCUCCAGUCCCCCCCUGCACAGAUAUGUAUAAAAGGAAAAAUUCAUAUAUUUAAAUACCUGAACAUAGAAGCAUGCAAGAUAGCUCCAGACUUGCCUGAUUAUGACAGGAGACCCAUGGGAUUUGGAUCAUGCCAUGAGGAACUCUAUUCCAGUCGUCCGUACGGAGCACUCGAUUCUGGCUUCAACAGCGUGGACAGCGGGGACAAAAGAUGGUCAGGGAAUGAGCCAACAGAUGAGUUGUCAGACCUCCCAUUACGUGUGGCAGAGAUCACGAAAGAGCAGAGACUGAGGAGAGAAAGUCAAUACCAAGAAAACAGAGGGAGUGCAGUUGUAACUAAUGGUGGAGUGGAACACGAUCUCGAUCAGAUCGACUACAUUGACAGCUGUGCCACAGAGGAGGAGGAGGAAGAGGUGAGGCAGCCCAAGAGCCUGGAGCCAGACAGCCUCAGCUCCCAGUUCAUGGCCUACAUCGACCAGCGGCGGAUCUCCAACGAGAACUCACCAGUAAAGCCUGUAUCCAUCAGAGAAUUUCAGAGAACAGAGGAUACAAGACGACAUUUACAUCAAAACAGGGAUACAGAUGAAUUACGAAGACCUGAAACUCUAAAUUUGAUGCAGGACAGAGAGCAUCACCAAGUACUAAGGAGUUAUGUGGACAGGACAGAGAGACCCCUGCCUGAUUCACCUUAUUUUCUCUCGCUAUCAAGUCACCACACCCAGGUGCCAAGCACAGACUCGGAGCUGCAGCGCCGGCACAUCGAGCGCACCCGCCGGGAGGCCCAACUGGCAGCCCUCCAGUACGAGGAGGAGAGGAUGAGAACCAAGCAGAUGCAGAGAGAAGCUGUCCUUGACUUUAUAAAGCAAAAAGCCUCUUUAAGUCCUCAGAAACAAAAUCCAAUGGAUGGUGAGUGUCCCUUUCCAUCCAGAAGGUCUCAGCAUACUGAUGAUAGUGCCUUGUUAGUGAAUGGCUUUGAGCCUCUCUUUGUGUUUGAGAUUGACAAUAACACCAAUACCAUUAAAAGGAGGCCAGGCACUCGCAAACAGUCACUCUCAGGGUUGAACCAGGAAAGCUGUGCUACUACCCUGCCUAGUGCCUCUACCUUCAGUCCUGUCAAGAGUGAUGACAGACCUACCAUCUCCCCUGGCUCGUCUGCCGCUCAGACAGUCCACCUUUCCCCUCCAUAUCCUGGCCAUGCAGCCCCGCCUUCCUAUAGAAACCCUUCCCAGCGACCCGAGAGUUUCCUUUUCCGAACAGCUGUCAGGGAUGAAGCCAAGAAAGCUGUUGCUUCAUCCUCUACCUGUGCCUUGUCUCCUGCUAAUGAUUCUGCAGACCCUCGAGUGCGACAGAACUCCAAACAGCGGGAGGAGGAGCUGGAGCUGAUAGAGCAGCUACGCAAGAACAUCGAGUCGCGGUUGAAGGUGUCCCUGCCCAGCGACCUCGGGGCGGCUCUCACGGACGGCGUCGUUCUGUGCCACUUGGCCAACCACGUGCGGCCCCGCUCUGUGCCCAGCAUCCACGUGCCCUCUCCUGCUGUUCCUAAACUUACAAUGGCAAAAUGCAGACGAAAUGUGGAGAAUUUCUUGGAAGCUUGCAGAAGGAUUGGAGUGCCUCAGGAGCAAUUAUGUUUGCCUCUGCAUAUUUUAGAAGAGAAGGGUUUGACACAGGUAGCUGUGACUGUCCAGGCGCUCCUGGAGCUGGCACCCCCAAAGCAGCAGCCACUUCACCACUUGUCUGCUGUGUAAAGACCUCCGGGACCUUUUGGGUUACCUUGGCUAAGCAGAAGGACCUGAAGACUUUACUGCCCAUGCAGUGCAUCCAAACACACAGAGCUCUGUUCUAAGGAAAUGAGUUUCCGUGAUUCCUGACAGGAAUGUUUUACUUCAUUUCUCCAUUUUUUUUGGAGAUCACAACAGUUUCCAAUAACAUUUUUUAUUACCGAUAUUUUUGCCCCUUAUUUAAAAUAAUGAGAGUUCAUUGGGAGAAGGGCAGGGAAUUCCAGUGGCCGGCUGUUGGAGCCAGCUAUAGAAACUGACCUUGCAGGAUGAAAAAUGGGUUUAGAGUUUGGAAAGCAAUUCCUAGGGGAAUUUGUUUAAAAAAAAAAAAAAAAAAAAAAGGUGUUGCUGCAGUGGGCACACAGGGAAUUAAAUUUCUUUCCUUACCCGCAGGGUGCAAAGAAAUGGAGUUUUUUGCCUCCAAAGAAUGGCUAUUUCUAUUAAAGUAUUUUUUAAAUUGCAUCACACAAUCUUAACCUGCAGUGCUUGAUAACAGGGUUGAACCUCACAGAGCUGUCACUUGCCUUGGCAGGUCUUCAUUACUAAAAGUUGAAGACAAAAUCACUUUUUUUUUUCCUAAUGGAAGAAUUACUGCAUGUUUUCUCUGCCAGAAACACCUUAGUAAAAGAUACUAAGUCUGUUCAAAUGGGAUUAAUCCCAUCAGCAUUCUUGCUGGGUUCACUUUCUGGUCGGGUUUUAGCAUGUCUUUAUCUGAACACUUUUCCUACAGCAGUGGAGGGAGAUUGUCCCUGUCCUCACAUCCCCUUCUGGUGGUUUUGUGGGAUCACCAGAAUCCCAUGCAUUUCCCUGCAGUGGGAGCAGUGCCAGCCUGCCCUGCUGCUCAUUAGAAUCCCUACCAGCUAAGGCAGCUCUGAAGGGUUAGACAAGGCUUUCACCAAAGCCCUUUAUUCGUUGGAGUUUAUGUAGAGAGAUGUGCUGGUUUUACAGAACUGCUGUUACUUCAUUCCUCUUCCCUUAAUAAAAUCACUCUACAGAAGUGGGAGAGGCAGCUGACAAGUUUUGCAUUUUCUUGGAAAGCUGAUAUGCAAAAUAAAGACAGGUCUGUAUGCUCUGGUCCUAAUGACAAGGCCAAGCUCACUACCAGAUCAAUUAACUUUUUUUUUUUCCUCCACAAAAAGGCCUUACAAAAUCCAGCUUUCCACUCAUACGGUUCCUUUGUCAGGUGUUGCCCAAUUUAAAGCAUCUCUGAACAUUAUGCUACUAAUACAUGGUACAUGAGGUUCUGAAAGCAACUCCAGGCAUCAGCCAUAUUCUGACUGGGAUAUAGUUGAAGCAGAAUACACUGAGAGGAUUUUAUGCAGAUAAAGGAAGAAGAAAUGGGAACAAAUUAGCUAAAAGUCAUUUUUGCAGAAGUAAAACCUGCUGUGGGAGCUGCCAAGGAUUGGUUUUAGCUGCAUUUUUCCCCUUUUGAUUUGCAGGGGUUUUUCCAUUUUGUUUUGUUUCAUGUAUUUCUUUCAAGGGCCAUUGUGGUGAUUGUUGAAUCCCUUAUUUCUCAUAAGUAUUCCAGUUGCUUCUUACUGGCAUUGGUUGGUCACAUUCCAAGUGAAGAACAGCUGGAAGGUGUUUAAGAGUGCCCAGCUGCCAAGAGAAACCUCAUGCUGGCCAAAUUCAGUGCCCUGAGCCCUGCAGGGAAUGGAAUGCCAGGAACUCACAGUACCGUCAGGAAGAGCAGCUCCACACAGGCAUUCUCACCCCCUUUAGUAGUUUUUGUGUUUCACUUAAUGCCAUUGGUGAGGAGUGGUCAUUCCCACAGGGUUACACAGAGGUGUCUGAAGUGUCUGCUGCAGUUUGCUGAGGGGAAGAUGCUGCCACUCGCAGGCAACACCACAGAGUGUUCCUGGUGUGUUUGUCUCUGCACGUAAUUUGAGAGAGAGGGAGGCACUGACUUCAUCUUGGUUUCCAACAUCAGGUCACCUGUUGUUAUAGGGACUGUUGCAUUUAGCAGCACAACCCAUCAUGGGCUAUUUAAGUAUCCCUGUUUGAAGAAAACCAUUCCCUUCAUGGAAUUGCGAGGGUGUGGUGAUUGCUCCAGCACUUAAGGAAAGUGAAACUUAACAGUAUUCAGGUUGGUGGAAAUUUUGUUGUUUAAUAACAGUAGUUUUUAAUGGGGUGGGGACUCGAGUCUGACCUGCAAGAAGCAGCCAUGUCCCAUUGCCAUGUGUGGCUCACAGCCAUGAGUGGCUUACGGCCACCUGUGGCUGGAGGCCAGGCAGGCAGAGGGUCCCUGGCGCCAGGUACUUUGUUGUGAGCAGCAUUCAUUCUAGCAGUUUCAGUGUAGGUAAUUGUGUUAGUUUGACAUUUGUAAUCUUGUGUUUUCAGGCUGGCAAGCGCUAAACCUUGUCCAGAUGCUUAGGACAAAAAUCCAAUCCUUAAGUUUCAAAAUAUAGUUUAUUUAACGUGUUACACCAAACCCACUUCCGUUCUCUCUUGCAAAAUGGGUUGGGAUUUUUCAGUGUAGUUAUGUGCAAUUUUUGUUGUAUCCCAUGGAAAGGGUAUUUGAAAGAAAACAUGUAUAAAGUUCUGUUUUAUGUGUUAAAGAAGAGAGGUCUUUCCUCCUCGGGGCAUUUGUGUGUGUUGGAGGAUGUGGGAGGGAUCCACCUCAGUGUUUGGUGCUGCUGGUGUUCCUACAGCGACUCCAUGGUGUCACACUCCAUCCUCAAACCUGGUGAGCUCUGGGCAGUGUCUGAGGCUCUGCAAGGUCACACACUCCAGGUGUAGUGGCCCAGGCACUCGAGAGCCCCUAAUGGCACUGGGGGGGCAGGGCAGAGCAGCUGGGGGUCCCCCCUUUGAAGGAGAGGCUUUUGUAAAGGCCCCACCCUCUGCUUAAAAUCCACCAGGAGCAGCUUUUUACAACAGGGCCAGAGCACCUCUGUUGUUCUUGGUAGCAGGAUGGCAAAUGGUAUUCUUACCCCUUUAUGGCUAUAAAUGGUUCUUUGAAAAACUGUUUUAGAAACAGAGGACUUGUAAGGUGAAUUUGGACAUAAAAAAUUCUUUUGUAUAGAUAUUGUGAUGUUUUACAAAGUGAUCUAAUUUUGUUAUUUCUGAAAACAGUGUAAACGUGUAAGUAAUAGAGUAAAGGAUUUUAAAGCUUCAUCCCAUGCUGUAUGUCUGUAAAUACAUUCCAUAAUUUCUGUUACAUAUAAAUGUGUCUGAAUAUUGUAUAUUUUAAAUGACCUGUAUUCUGCCAGUAGUGUGAACUUCUAGCACAUUAAUAAUAUAAAAGGAAACCAUGGGUAUUUGAAAUAAAGUUUUAAAACUUA